CUCAUCCUAUCACGUGGUCAGUGCGUGGCUUCUACCCAGUCGGCGCAGCGUGGCUCUUCCUCUUUGAUCGAACUCGGUUUCGCCGGUCGAAUACCAAACUACAUUUAACGUACCCUUUACCAUCUCAAUCCUAGGCUUUGUACCCUCAAUACUUAGCGAUGGCAAGCCAAAAGAAACUUCACUUCGUUGAGAAUUUUGGUCUUAGCGGUGCUGCCGCCAUUAUUUCCAAGACCGCUGCUGCUCCCAUUGAGCGUGUAAAGCUGCUGGUCCAGAACCAGGAUGAGAUGUUGAAAGCAGGACGCCUGGAUCAUCCUUACAAAGGCGUCAUCGACUGUACCUCAAGAACAUACAGAUCUGAAGGAUUUCUUUCCUUCUGGAGAGGUAACCUGGCAAACUGCAUUAGGUACUUCCCCACUCAGGCUCUAAACUUUGCCUUCAAGGAUCAAGUCAAGGCUCUUUUCAAGCCCAAAAAGACUGACAGCAAUGCCAUCAAGUUCAGCAAAAACAUUGCCUCCGGUGGUGCUGCCGGUGCCAUGUCUCUGUUCUUUGUCUAUUCCCUUGACUACUGCCGUACAAGAUUAGCCAAUGAUGCCAAGGUAGGAAAGAAAGGAGGAGAGCGCCAGUUCAAUGGCAUGAUCGAUGUCUACAAGAAAACCAUUGCCAGUGAUGGUCUUGUGGGUCUUUACCGUGGGUUUGUCAUCUCAUGCGUCGGGAUCAUCGUGUACCGUGGCUUCUACUUCGGCCUGUAUGACACCCUGAAGCCUAUCCUUCUGGGUGAGGAUGCAGGUGUCGUCAUCUCAUUUGUUCUUGGUUAUGGUGUAACUGUCAGUGCUGGUUUGGCUUCCUACCCCAUCGACACCAUCCGCCGAAGAAUGAUGAUGACCUCUGGCGAAGCCGUUAAGUACAAGGGCUCUAUCGAUUGCACCAUCCAGAUCUUGAAGAAAGAAGGAGCUAUGUCGCUGAUGAAGGGAGCUGGAGCCAACAUCCUCAGGGGUAUGGCCGGGGCUGGUGUACUUGCUGGAUUUGACAAAUUCAAGGAGUUGUACGUCAACUUCCGGUUUGCGGAAAACUAAUUACUUUACCGGACAUAUCUGGACCACAUGAGAGGGUUUUGUGUUGCGCAAGCAAAUGCUUGUGGAAUGAAUUUGUAAAGAGUGAUAGGAGAAACACAGCGCAUUGUCUGCUAGGGUUUUAGAAGUUUCAAUUUUUGUAAGGAGAAAUUUGUAAAAUCACCAGUGUGGCUUUGCAAAAUGUAUUUAUACUACGUGCUGUAAUGGUCUUCUCUAGUAUGUCAAUAAAAUAAAAUCACAAUUGUAAAA
This is a messenger RNA of Nematostella vectensis (starlet sea anemone), 1319 nucleotides long. RefSeq names its product ADP,ATP carrier protein 3, mitochondrial. Gene Ontology annotation, cellular component: mitochondrial inner membrane. Gene Ontology annotation, molecular function: ATP:ADP antiporter activity. The record is from RefSeq and is a predicted model, not a curated record. NCBI's taxonomy places the organism in Eukaryota, Metazoa, Cnidaria, Anthozoa, Actiniaria, Edwardsiidae. The transcript has 3 exons. Bases 159 to 1073 code for a protein of 304 amino acids. Gene Ontology annotation, biological process: mitochondrial ADP transmembrane transport; mitochondrial ATP transmembrane transport.